AUGGCGUUACGUAUACCACAAACAAAAAUGACUACUAUACGACAACAGCGUCGUGCCGAACCUUAUCUUCGUUCAACAUCAUCAUCAACAACAACAACAACAACAAAUUCAAUUGGAACAAAAAAUGAAUCAAUUAUACAUAGAAAUGCUGAUAUAGGAGCAAUUGAGAAUUCUUCAUCAUUAAGUCCACCUGUCAUUUCUUCAUCAAAUGUCUCAUCUCCAAGUAUUCCUCCACCUCCGCCUCCUCCACCAUUAUCAUCAUUAACAAAUAUAAAAAGUCCAUCAUAUCGUAUAACUGUUGAUGAUCUUCAUCAAUCUCCACUUCUUCAAAAUUUAUCAUUAACAAAUGGUGAAUAUCGUUCAUCAACAAGUUCAAAUUAUAUUAAGAAAGAUAAUUCAACAAUAUCAAAAUUAAUUGAAAAUCGUCGAGAAUCAGAUAUUAAUUCAACAAAUAAAGAACAACAACAAACAGCACCAAGAAUUCGAGAAAUAAGUUCAAAUGUUGGUUUUGUUUCAUUACCUGAUCAAGUUCAUAGAAGAGCUAUUAAAAAAGGUUUUGAAUUCAAUUUAAUGGUUGUAGGUCAAUCUGGUUUGGGCAAAUCAACAUUUAUAAAUACAUUAUUUCAAACUGAACUUUAUGGUCAAGAUUUUCCAUCAACAAUUCAUCGAAAAAAGAAAAGUGUUACUAUUGAUUCAUCAUCAAUUAUUUUAAAAGAAAAAGGUGUUCAAUUACGUUUAACUAUUGUUGAUACACCUGGAUUCGGAGAUUCAGUUGAUAAUUCAAAUUGUUGGCAACCAAUUAUUGAUUAUAUUGAUUCAAAAUAUGAAGAAUAUUUAAAUGGAGAAUCUCGAGUUAUUCGUAAAACACAUAUUAUUGAUAAUCGUAUUCAUGCUUGUCUUUAUUUUAUAAGUCCAACUGGUCAUAGUCUUCAAUCAUUAGAUAUUGAAUUUAUGAAACGUCUUCAUGAUCGUGUUAAUAUAAUUCCAGUUAUAGGAAAAUCUGAUACAUUAACAUCAGAUGAAUUACGUUUAUUUAAAAAAUCAAUAAUGCAAGAUAUAACUAAUGAAAAAAUCAAACUUUAUGAAUAUCCUGAUUAUAAUUCUGAUCAUGAUUAUAAAUUAAAUAAAAUUUAUAAAGAUAAAGUUCCAUUUGCUGUUGUUGGAAGUAAUUUCGUUUUAGAACGUGGAAAUAAACGUACAAGAAUAAGACAAUAUGCUUGGGGAACUGUUGAUGUUGAAGAUGAAGCUCAUAGUGAUUUUAUUGCAUUGAGAAGUAUGAUUAUAAAAACAAAUUUAAAUGAUUUACGUGAUGUAACACAUAAUGUUCAUUAUGAAAAUUAUCGUUAUAAAAAAUUAAUUUCUUUUCAUGGAAAUGAAUCAAAAAAUGGCAAAACGUUACAAACAUCUUCAAUAAAUAAAAAUUUAUUAUCACAAAUUGAAGAUGAACGAAUUGAAGUAGAAGAAAGAUUAAAUAAAAUGUCUCGAGAUAUGGAAAAUGUUUAUCAAUCAAAAGUUGAAGAAAAAUACGAAAAACUUCAAGAAAAUAAACAAAAUCUUUUAAAAAGUGAAGAAACAUUUCGAUUAAAUAUUCAACAAGAAGAAGAAAAUAUUCAACGAAAACGUUUAGAUUUUGAAAAUAUUCGACGUCAAUGGGAAGACAAUUUAAAUAAAUCUUCAUUUAAUGAUCAAUAUAUUUCAUUAACAAAACCUCCAAAGAAAGGUCUUUUUUAA
Rotaria sordida is the source of this 1731-nucleotide messenger RNA. Lineage: Eukaryota; Metazoa; Rotifera; Eurotatoria; Philodinida; Philodinidae. The record is from the annotation of a GenBank genome assembly.